Messenger RNA from Nicotiana tabacum (common tobacco), 484 nucleotides. The record is from RefSeq and is a predicted model, not a curated record. Lineage: Eukaryota; Viridiplantae; Streptophyta; Magnoliopsida; Solanales; Solanaceae.
GCCACAACCCGACGCAAGCUGCGGCCCAUAUCGUACCAUUUAUUAAGUUAGUUACGAUUAGGGCUUUUUUCCGCCAUCUCAGUACCCCAACAACUCUCCCAGCUACUGCUGCUGUAACAUCUUCCAGCGGAAGCGCCAUGGCUUCAGAGAAGAAAUUGAGCAACCCCAUGAGAGAAAUCAAGGUCCAGAAGCUCGUCCUCAACAUAUCCGUCGGUGAGAGCGGAGAUCGUCUCACCAGAGCAGCUAAGGUCUUGGAGCAGCUCAGCGGCCAAUCCCCUGUUUUCUCCAAGGCAAGGUAUACUGUGCGGUCUUUCGGAAUCAGGCGUAAUGAAAAGAUAGCUUGCUAUGUAACUGUCAGAGGGGAGAAAGCUAUGCAGCUACUUGAGAGUGGAUUGAAAGUUAAGGAAUAUGAGUUGUUGAGAAGGAACUUCAGUGAGACCGGCUGCUUUGGGUUUGGUAUUCAGGAGCACAUUGAUCUUGGAAU